AUGUCUCAACCUUCUAUAUCCACUCUGAGAAAAUACUUUAAAGAGCAAGCAAACCCUAAAAACAUUGGUACUGAGAUAGAUCUCUCUGAUGUUAUUACUGAUGUUGUUCCCCUCUCAAUCAUUUUUGUCCAUGCAACUCCUAUGAGAAAGGCUAGGACUUUUUCUUCAAGGAAAGGCAAGCCUUCUAAAGUAAGUACCUCUUCUACUUCCACCAUGACUGCUAUAAAUAUGAAUGCUCAUGAACCCCAUACUGUAGUGAAGAAACCCCAGUCUAUGACUAGUUUGUAUCUCAAUCCCAUCAGCAUUGAACCUAAUGUUGACGUGUCUAAAGAUUGUCCCGGUGUGACAAAUGUUAUAGAAGAUGUUGAAACAUAUGGAACCAAUAAUAGACCAAGAUCUGUAACUACCUUGAGUAAAUCCAGCAUGAUCGUUGCUGACAGAGACGAUAUAGAUAAGAACAUUCGUGUUUUUAUCUCUCAAGUGUUGGCUAUUGACCCCAAGACUAAUGUUGUGACGGAUGUCUCCACAUCCUUGGCCCAACCUGAUAAAAAUAUUGAGAACCCCAUGGAUAAAUCUGAUGUGAAUGUACCUACUUUGUCUCCUGAGAAAUUGAAAGACAAAGAAAGGUUUGAAGAAAUGAUUGGUGAUCUGAAUGACAAAGACAAAAUCCCUAUUGAAAAAAAUGAUCAACCCACUAACAUAGUAAAUAUUGUGGAACUAGACUCUGAUGAUGUUCCCAUCGGUCGAAGACUGGCUCCUGGGAUUUCUAAAAGGUUGAAGAACAAGAAAGGUCAAGUUAUUGAAUCCUCCAGCAUACCCUCUAAAUUUUCCAGGAAAGUAGCUAGUGUUGGACCCAUCUCUACUUCCAGAAAGCAGGCCCCUGGGAAGAAGAUACCAACUAAUAUUCUUGAAGUUCCAAUUGACAACAUUUCAUUUCACUCUGUGGAGAAUGUUGAAAAAUGGAAAUUUGUUUAUCAAAGAAGAUUAGCACUGGAAAUGGAAUUGGGGAAAAAUGAUUUUGAAUGUAAAGAGGUGAUGAGUCUGAUUCAAAAGGAUGGAUUAAUGAAAACGGUAACAGGUUUUGGCAAGUGCUAUGGUAUGCAUGUAAUAGAAUUUAUUGUGAACUUCUCCAAGGAAUGUGACAAGAGGAGCACGGAGUUUAGAAAAGUGUAUGUCAAAGAAAGAUGUGUGGAUUUUUCUCCUGAAAUAAUCAACAGGUUCUUGGGCAGAAAUGAAGAAGAACAAGCUGAAAUUGAAGUCUCUAACAGUGUCAUCUACAAAAAGAUAACUGCUAAGCAAGUGAAGGAAUGA
This is a messenger RNA of Lathyrus oleraceus (garden pea), 1311 nucleotides long. RefSeq lists its product as uncharacterized. NCBI's taxonomy places the organism in Eukaryota, Viridiplantae, Streptophyta, Magnoliopsida, Fabales, Fabaceae. The transcript is spliced from 2 exons. The record is from RefSeq and is a predicted model, not a curated record. The coding region runs from base 1 to 1311 and encodes 436 amino acids.